AUGGCCGGCACAACCCCGAAUCUCUACAGCUUUCCCAACACCGACGCUUUGGCCCCGCACUUGAGGGCCUAUGUGCUCCGGUGUCAGAACUCCGCCAUCAAUCGCCACAACACUUUCCGUGUCGCUGUAUCGGGCGGUUCUCUACCAGCAGUUCUCGCCAAGGCUCUCCUUGCGCCUUCAAACGGUUCUCCCGAGGACACUGUCCGGUUCGAUAAAUGGGACGUUUUCUUCGCCGACGAACGCGCUGUCCCUCUUGACCACCCUGACAGCAACUACCGCCUGCUCAAGGAUGAGCUCCUAAGCAAGAUUCCCGCUGAAAUGGGCACUCCUAAAGUUCAUCCCAUCGACGCCGACCAUGUCAACGAUGACGACACGCAGGAGCUUGCGGACCUGUACCAGGACGACUUGAUGCGCUCGUUCGCUGCCAAGGACAGCGUCAAGCUGCCUGUCUUUGAUCUCAUUCUUUUGGGUUGUGGUCCCGACGGUCACACCUGCAGUCUCUUCCCCGGCCAUGAACUGUUGCGAGAGAAGGAUGCCUGGGUGGCCGCGGAGACCAACUCGCCCAAGCCGCCACCAAAGCGCAUAACCCUCACGUUGCCGGUUGUCACGCACGCCGUCAGCAUCGCUUUCGUGGCCACUGGAGCGGGAAAGAAAGAGAUCCUGAAGCAGAUUUUCGAUGCGGAAGAGGGACGGGAUCUACCCUCGGCGCUCGUCAACCAGGGUGGUGGGGAAAAAGUGAGCUGGUUCACCGACCAUGCUGCCAUUGAUGGGGUUGCAUUCCCCAGACGUGGAAGCUUGUAA
Aspergillus viridinutans is the source of this 801-nucleotide messenger RNA. RefSeq names its product 6-phosphogluconolactonase. Gene Ontology annotation, molecular function: 6-phosphogluconolactonase activity. The transcript has a single exon. The coding region runs from base 1 to 801 and encodes 266 amino acids. Gene Ontology annotation, biological process: pentose-phosphate shunt; carbohydrate metabolic process. The record is from RefSeq and is a predicted model, not a curated record. NCBI's taxonomy places the organism in Eukaryota, Fungi, Ascomycota, Eurotiomycetes, Eurotiales, Aspergillaceae.